Messenger RNA from Glycine soja, 1468 nucleotides. RefSeq lists its product as uncharacterized. The record is from RefSeq and is a predicted model, not a curated record. The transcript has 13 exons. Gene Ontology annotation, cellular component: Mis6-Sim4 complex; kinetochore. NCBI's taxonomy places the organism in Eukaryota, Viridiplantae, Streptophyta, Magnoliopsida, Fabales, Fabaceae. The coding region runs from base 71 to 1138 and encodes 355 amino acids.
CUCACACUUAUAGUGUCACACCAAUUCGCGCAUUGGAAGAAGGCAUCACCGCGUUGUGUUGUGAUUGAAAAUGGAGAGCGAUGUCGAAGAAUCUCUGCGGAAGAGGCCCAGAAAAUACCCUUUCUCCGCCGAUUCAUCUUCUCGCAAGCAAUUUGAACAAUAUUCUGGACGGACAUUUGCAUUUACGGGGGAAGUGAAUUUUAUGCAAGAUGAUGAUAAUCGUCUGGAGAUUACCCGAACUAAAUUUGGAAGUUUGCUUAAAAGACACGGAGAUUUGACAGAGCGUCUUGCUAGGGAUUCUGACAAGAUAAUAUUUGAGCGUCUACAGAAGGAGUUUGAAGCUGCACGAGCUUCUCAAACUGAAGAGAUAUGUUUAGACGGGGAAGAGUGGAAUGAUGGACUACUAGCUACAAUAAGAGAGCGGGUGCAUAUGGAGGCAGACAGAAAAGCAAUGCAUGGGGAUGCUGACAUAUUAGCAUGUCCUCAGGAUAAAAUUACAUAUAAAAUUGGAAACAAGGUAAUUUGCUGUUUGGAAGGGGCAAGAAUUGGUGUACAAUAUGAGACAUCUUUUGCUGGUGAACCUUGUGAGUUUUACCAUUGUGUGCUGGAGAGUAAGUCAUUUCUUGAAAAGAUGACUGUCCUUGAACAUACAGUUCCAUUUUUCCUGCCAAUACGAGAAAUAGAAAAUGAUCUCCUUUCAUCCAAUGCAAUGAAAUUCAUAGAUCAUGUUGGAGAUCUAUUGCAGGCUUUUGUGGAUAGACGGGAACAGGUCAGACUUAUAAAGGAGCUGUAUGGAAAUCAAAUUAGAGAGCUGUAUCAUAGCCUUCCCUACCAUAUGAUCGAAUUUGUAUUGGAUGAUUCUGAUUGCAAGGUGACAGUCAGCCUUAGAUAUGCAGAUCUCAUUUCGGUGCUUCCAACUCGAAUUUCAGUGCUAGCCUGGCCUAUGUUCAAUAAAAAUACUAUGGCUACUUUGAGCAGGAAGGAAGAUGGACUCUCAGGAAGUCAUUCUUCUCCAAUUCGCUUAACCUAUGCAGAAGAUGCCUUACGAACCAUGAGUUUACCUGAAGCAUAUGCAGAGAUUGUAUUAAACUUACCACAGGCGCUUCAGCAGACGUAUCAUCAAAAAGCCCCUGCUUAGAGCUUCGCCCUUUGAGUAGCCUAGAUGCAUCAGUAAAAAUUCUUGGUAGAGAUGUUAAAUAUUAGAUAAACAACUUCAGAAUUAUUACCUAUUCACCUAGCCAAAUUGCUCAUAGGUUGAGUUCAUUUUGCUGUAAUAUUGUCAUAUAGCAUUUAGCAUUUGUAUUUCGGCCUCUCUGGCCUCGUUAUUCCUUCAAUACCUGCUACGGUGUCUUGUAUCAUUAAUACAACAGGGCUAGGUUUACAUCUAUUCAAACUGUUGUCAUUCAUCUUUUCUCCAUAAUUCAACAUGUAUGUAAUUUGAUUUCAUAUAAGUUCCAUCUUUUUUACA